AUGUUGUUCUACAGUGUGAUUCUUCUACUUGGCGCCAGCAAAGCUGCGGGUCUACCCGCGCAUGCUGCGUCCGCUACCAUUAUCGAGAGGCAGGAUGACCUGCUGGACGAGUACGACUAUAUCAUUGCAGGAGGUGGCACUGCAGGUCUUACAGUGGCAGAUCGUUUGACGGAAAGCGGCAAUUAUACUGUUCUGGUCAUUGAAUACGGGUAUCUGGACUCCUCUGACUCCAUCACGGCGCUGACGACGCCAGAUAUCCGAGGCGCACGCCCGGAUCAAUACUCGGUUGCCACACGUUGGUUCAACGAUACAACUGAGCCACAGGUAAAUCUAGAUGGCCGGAGACAUACCGUCAGGGCGGGCUGCGCAGUCGGCGGCAGCUCCACCAUCAACGGGAUGUUGCUCGACCGGGGCUCCGCAGAAGACUACGACUCCUGGGUGCUGAUCGCCGGCGACUACAAGGCGGACUACGCUGCCGAGUGGGGCUGGGACAACUUUCUACCGGCGUUCAGGAAGAGUGUGACGUUUCACACGCCAACGCUGGAGAUGCAGGAGAAGUUCGGCAUUACGUACGACGUGGAUGCAGCAUACCAGACGGGCGGCACGCCUCCUCGCAUGUUCAAUGCCUUUAAGAAGAUCCCAGGAAUCGCCUCGCCCAAGGAGGCGAACGACGGCAGCAAGUACGGGGUCGUCUGGGCACCCAACUCGAUCGAUCCAGCAACCGAGAGACGGUCCUACUCCAAGACAGGCCACUACGACAGCGGUCCCGCACGACGAGACAACUUCCACCUCCUGCCUGCCUACCGGGUGGUACAGGUCACGGGCAGCCUCUCCGAAGGCGACGGGGCCUGGGUCGCCGACGGGGUGCGCUACAAGCCCCGGGGCAGCUCCAAGGCCGUCUCGGAAGCCAGGGCGCGCAAGGAGGUCAUCGUGUCGGCGGGCACGUUCCACACGCCGCAGAUCGUGGAGCGCAGCGGCAUCGGGCCGGAGAACGUCCUGAGGGCCGCGGGCGUCCCGGUCAACGUGGCCCUGCCGGGGGUGGGCAACAACUUCCAGAGCCACACGAGCUUCGGCGUCGCGUACAGCUUCGGCGUGCCCGUGUUCCCGACGUCGGCCGACCUCACGCGCAACAGCACGUUUGCGGCGGAGGCGCAGAGGGAGUGGGACACGGGGAAGAAGGGGCCCUACACGGCAUAUGUCAACAGCGGGGUGUGGCUGCCGUUCCCCGUCUUCUCGAACAGGACGGAGGAGUUCGUCGCCAAGGUCCAGGCACAGGCCCCCGGCCAGCACCUCCCCGGCGACUGGGACCCGACCCUCGUCGCGGGCUACGCGGUCCAGAAGGAGGUCCUGGUCCAGCAGCUGCGCUCCCUCCGGUCAGCCUGGCUCGAGAACCUCUUCUCGGGCGCGGCGGGCGGCGGCGCGAUCCUGCAGCACACCUUCUCCCGCGGCACGGUGCACAUCUCGCCGCGGGACGACGGCCUCGACACCGACCCCGUCAUCGACUACCGCGCCUUCAGCAACCCCGUCGACGAGGACCUCAACGUCGAGCUGCUGCGGGGCAUGCGCUGGUACAUGGGCCACGAGGCCAUGGUGGCCGCGCUGCAGCCGCGCGAGACGAGCCCCGCCGUCUUUGACGACGCCGGGAUGCGGGCGUGGAUGCGGCGCAACGUCAACCCGGACGUCGCGCACCAGGUCGGCACCGCCUCGCUCGGGCCCAGGGAGCUGGGCGGUGUCGUUGGCCCGGACCUGAGGGUUCAUGGGACCAGGGCGCUCAGCGUGGCGGAUAACUCGAUCGUGCCCAUGGUACCUGGGUCGCAUACCAGUGCGCUGGCGUACGCUGCUGCCGAUCUGAUUCAGCGACGAGCCUAA
Molecule: messenger RNA, 1869 nt
Organism: Diaporthe batatas
Lineage: Eukaryota; Fungi; Ascomycota; Sordariomycetes; Diaporthales; Diaporthaceae
Exons: 4
Coding region: 1-1869 (622 amino acids)
Biological process (GO): secondary metabolite biosynthetic process
Molecular function (GO): oxidoreductase activity, acting on CH-OH group of donors; flavin adenine dinucleotide binding
Source: RefSeq, a predicted model, not a curated record